This is a messenger RNA of Dovyalis caffra, 813 nucleotides long. Lineage: Eukaryota; Viridiplantae; Streptophyta; Magnoliopsida; Malpighiales; Salicaceae. The record is from the annotation of a GenBank genome assembly.
AUGUCUGCUUUUUGUACAGAGUAUCAUCACAGCCUCAUAGAAGAGAAGAAGAAGAAGAAGAAGAAGAAAAAGAAAAAAGCAGAACCCAUACAGAAACAUAGAGCGAUUUAUCAACUACAAGAUCGGGAAAUCAUUGGCUUCACAGCCAUUCAGAGAGGGAGACAACCACCCUUCCCUUCCGUGGACCUCGCUAGCACCAGCUUCUUAAGCAGAUACCUCAUGAACUUAAAUCCAACACUGGCCGAGGUCAAGAAAUCCAAUACAAGGCCUUCAGAUCGGGGGAGAGAACAAGGAACUUAUCAUCAUAGCCUCGUAGAAGAGAAGAAGAAGAAGGAGAAAAGAUCAGAAGUUGGAUGCGGCGGCGAGCCAGCAACCCACGGCUUAACCAAACAUGGUACCGUGGAUAACAAAUGUGUGAGUUGUGACACAAUAGAAGACAUAAACAAAGGGAGGCUCGGAUCCGCAUAUGUUGUCAAACAAAGGGAAAGUGACACCACCAUGGCUGCAACAACCGGUUUCCUGCAAAACGACCCAAAAAUGGGCUCAUUUCACAUACCAUCCGGGUCACCCCGCCAAGAAAACAGGCACACUUUCGCCAUUUACACUCCUCCGGUAAAGCCUGAUGCUCAACAUUCACCACUCACAGUCAAAGAAGGCAGUAAAAAUAAAACAUCCAAAUCAGAUGGGAAUACAUACAAUCUCGAGGGAGCCAACUCUGUGGAGAAGAAACCCAUCACCCAUCAUAUCUCUGUGGAAGCCGAAAAGAAGAUGGAAGAAUGUAAGCUCAACUUGCAUGAUUGGAGUGCUACGUAG